Emiliania huxleyi CCMP1516 is the source of this 681-nucleotide messenger RNA. RefSeq lists its product as hypothetical. Gene Ontology annotation, cellular component: glucosidase II complex. The record is from RefSeq and is a predicted model, not a curated record. The coding region runs from base 1 to 681 and encodes 226 amino acids. The transcript has 4 exons. Gene Ontology annotation, biological process: N-glycan processing. Lineage: Eukaryota; Haptophyta; Isochrysidales; Noelaerhabdaceae.
AUGCUCCCCUACGACCACCACCACCCUUCCAGCCCGUCCCGUGGUGGCUACCGGUGGUUGAGAUCCAAGGCUCUGGACCACGUAAACGCACGGCGAGGCCUCCGCCGUGCAUUCCUCGAGUGCCGCAACUCACCACGCAAGGUUGUCUUUCGCGUGCUGCUUCUGGUGCUGCUGCUGCUGUGCAUCACCAUGUGGAGGCUGCACGUGCCAGCCGCGCGCGUGGCGUGCGAGGACGGGCACGGCGAGUGCGAAGCGUGGGCACGCCGUGGCGACUGCGGCCGCGACCCCGCCUACAUGCGAGAAGCAUGCCCUCUCUCCUGUGGCGGGCGGGUGCCGCUCCCGCGCGAGCGGCGCAACGACGACUACUGCGACUGCGCCGACGGGUCCGACGAGCCCGCGACGACGAUUCCGGUCUCGCGCGUGGAGGACGGCGUGUGCGACUGCUGCGACGGCUCGGACGAGCCGAGCAAGGGGAAAGCUGCCUUCUCCCUCGGGCGGGAGUGGGCUUGGGAGACCGCCGGCGCCGUGGGUGUGCUGCGCGGAGGGGACAAGUGCGGCGCCGGCCCGAAGCGGUCGGUCCGCAUCACGUUCGAGUGCGCGGAGAGCGAGAAGCUCGGGCCAGUGAGCGAGCGAUCCACUUGCGCUUACGCCACGACCCUCGCCACGCCCGCCGCGUGCUGA